AUGACUGUUGAAGAUGACAUUGCCAUGGAUGACAAGCCUGCAAUUGUUGUGCUAAGGUGUGUUGCUGAAAUUGGGCAGGACAGGGAGGGAGUGAGCUCAUUACAGGUGAAACCACCUUCUGCCCCCAUCCCUCAUACCUCUAUUGAUUAUUUUCCGAUUUUACAAAAGGUAGCAGUCCCUAUUGAAGACAUGCAAAGGAUACACCUGCGCUUCAUGUUCAGACACAGGUCAUCUCAGGAAUCUAAAGAUAAAGGAGAAAAGAAUUUUGCUAUGGCCUACAUAAGACUAAUGAAGGAGGAUGGAACAACUCUUCAGGAUGGCAUCCAUGACUUGUUAGUCCUAAAGGGGGACAGUAAAAAAAUGGAGGAUGCUAGUGCUUAUUUGACACUACCUUCUACACGUCAACACAUAGAAAAUAAAGGAGCAACCAUAGUCAGGAACUCAAGUAUUGUAGGGGGGCUCUCAGUAAGCUCACGAGAUGCGUUUUAUAUUUCAACUCUUGUUUGUUCUACAAAGUUAACUCAGAAUGUGGGCUUACUAGGUCUCUUGAAGUGGCGUAUGAAGCCAGAGCUUGAAGAAUCUAUGAGGAGACUCUUUGAAUCCAUCAACAACCUGAUGAAAAGCCAAUAUAAAACUGCUAUUUUGUUGCAGGUUGCUGCCUUGAAGUACAUACCAUCGGUUCUUCAUGAUGUUGAAAUGGUCUUUGAUGCCAAGUUACUGAGCCAGCUACUAUACGAAUUUUACACUUGCAUUCCACCAGUGAAACUACAGAAGCAGAAAGUGCAGUCCAUGAAGGAAAUAGUACGCAGCAACCUUUUUAAAAAACAAGAAUGCAGGGACAUUCUGCUUCCUGUGAUUACAAAAGAGCUGAAGGAAUUACUGGAACAGAAGGAUGAUCAGCAGCUCCAGGUCCAGGAGAAGAAGUACUGUGUUGAAUUACUCAAUAGCAUCCUGGAGGUUCUGAGCUGUCAAGACCCUGCAUCAACUUAUCACCAUAUUCAAGAAAUAAUGGUACAGUUAUUACGCACAGUGAACAGAACUGUUAUUACAAUGGGACGAGAUGAUCGCUUAAUAGUGAGUAAUACUUUAAUGUCUUUUUAA
Messenger RNA from Cariama cristata (Red-legged seriema), 1101 nucleotides. RefSeq names its product dedicator of cytokinesis 2 (gene DOCK2). The transcript is spliced from 10 exons. Gene Ontology annotation, cellular component: cytoplasm; plasma membrane. Gene Ontology annotation, biological process: cell migration; small GTPase-mediated signal transduction. Gene Ontology annotation, molecular function: guanyl-nucleotide exchange factor activity; small GTPase binding. The record is from RefSeq and is a predicted model, not a curated record. Bases 1 to 1101 code for a protein of 366 amino acids. NCBI's taxonomy places the organism in Eukaryota, Metazoa, Chordata, Aves, Cariamiformes, Cariamidae.